ACCCCGGAGACUUUUUAUUUUCCCCUUAGGACCCUUCCCUGUCCGGGGCUCCGAGAGGAGUUUUAAUACAGAGAGGUGGGUUUCAUCAGAAUCUUUGAAGAAGCUCACGAGAUCUCCAUGGCUAAAGGAAGCGGCCAGGCGAGAAAGGGAGGCUAGGACGAUUUGGGGAUUUUUCAGCGAUCAAAUGGACGGUGACGAUGGAGGGAGGCGGCGGCAACGGCGGAGUUUCAAGCAACGGCUAGGGUUUAAAGUCAUGCGCUGUUGUGGGGCUACUUGGGGUUUCCGCCCGGCCACAGUGAGUGUUAGAGGCGGCGAUGAUGAUGACGACGAUGACGACCGGAUGGAACCGGAUGUGGAGGUGAUGAACACGCCACAAUUUCCGGAGGAGAGGGAGUUGGAUCUCCGUUGUUUGAGUCCGUUUAACAUUUCGUCGCCAGCGUCGUCCGGUAUGAACUUGGCCACCGCUCUGGCGGCGGAGCGUCGUUUGAGAGAGUCGCCACGUGGAACGGAGGAGGGUUUUGUGGAAUCCAGCACCGAGUUCGAUUCAUUUGCUGGAAUGAUGGGAAGCGGAACGCCGUUGAGGGUGUCACUGAUGCGGCUGCUGGAAGAAACAGACGGUGGCGGUGGCGGUGGCGAUGGUGGGAAUUUGGGAGUGACGGAAAAAAAGAUAGAAGAGGCGAGAAAUGAUUCGGUGUGCUGCGUCUGCAUGGGGAGGAAAAAGGGAGCAGCAUUUAUCCCAUGUGGACACACAUUUUGUAGGGUGUGUUCAAGGGAGCUGUGGUUGAAUCGAGGAUCAUGCCCACUUUGCAACCGUCCGAUCCUCGAGAUUCUUGAUAUAUUUUGAAGCACCACGAGAAGUAUGAUGCAGAUUAGAACAGAGGAGUAUUGGCGAGGGGGAGAGGAACUAGGAAGUGCUUUUGCCUCAAGAUCCGAGACAGAGUGUUUUCAUUGGACGGUGCUGAACGACGCCGUAUCGGAUGCGAGUAACCAAACGUUUUCACCUCCAAGAAAAUACUUAAUUAAUAGUUUCGAUGUAAUAGAUUAAUUUAAACCUUUUAUACAUCGGAUUGAACAACAACCGCUA
Molecule: messenger RNA, 1084 nt
Organism: Cucurbita pepo subsp. pepo (vegetable marrow)
Lineage: Eukaryota; Viridiplantae; Streptophyta; Magnoliopsida; Cucurbitales; Cucurbitaceae
Source: RefSeq, a predicted model, not a curated record